Molecule: messenger RNA, 1771 nt
Organism: Diabrotica virgifera virgifera (western corn rootworm)
Lineage: Eukaryota; Metazoa; Arthropoda; Insecta; Coleoptera; Chrysomelidae
Exons: 1
Coding region: 66-1658 (530 amino acids)
Biological process (GO): base-excision repair, AP site formation via deaminated base removal; base-excision repair
Cellular component (GO): mitochondrion; nucleus
Molecular function (GO): uracil DNA N-glycosylase activity
Source: RefSeq, a predicted model, not a curated record
GAACUUGAUAUUCUUACUACAAAACCUUAAAGCAAAAUAUUUUUUUAUUCAAAUAUAGAAAUAAGAUGGCUAAUAAUAAUCAUAAGUUUGAAUAUUUUGUUAAAGAAUAUCCUAUUUUGUUUGAAAAGAGUAAGGUACCAGAAGUGUGGCAAGAUCUGAUGGCUACUGUUUUCAACAACCAAUUCGAUAGUUUAAAAAAUGUAGCUUUACAUUUAAAAGAAGAUCAAAAAUGGUAUCCAUCAAGUGACAAAAUGUGGAAUUUUACGAACUUUUGUUGUCCUCAAUGUGUUAAAGUUAUUAUAGUCGGUCAAGAUCCAACUUCUGAGCCCACUGGUUUGGCAUUCAGUAGUAGAGGUAAAAUUUAUAAUUCUACAAUAAAUAUAUUAAAAGAAGUUAAAGACGAUAUCGGUAUACAAAACCUUAGACCAGAAUUUCAAGGAGAUUAUGGAAAUCUAGAAUACUGGGCUAAGCAAGGAGUACUUCUUCUAAAUUCAACUCUCACAAAACGUAUUGGUGACGACUCCCAUUUCAAAAUAGGUUGGAAAGGGAUUACUGGGGAAUUGAUUAAGCAACUACACUUCAAUAACGAGAAAUUGGUAUGUAUGUUUUGGGGACAGCGCGCCAAAGACGUAAUUAACUUAUGCAACGUCCUAACUACAGGACAUCCAUCUAGAAACCCAAAGAAAAAUUUUUUCGGAUGUAAACAUUUUUCACAAGCUAAUAAAUGGCUAAAAGAUCAUGGUAUUGCUGAAAUAGAUUGGUGCCCUGUUCCAAAAACAUGUCCUAUUCCAACUACAUGUGUGCACUUAAGUGGUGAUUCAAGUGAAUUGGAUAAUUCAAGAAAUUACAUGGCUAAUAAUAAUCAUAAGUUUGAAUAUUUUGUUAAAGAAUAUCCUAUUUUGUUUGAAAAGAGUAAGGUACCAGAAGUGUGGCAAGAUCUGAUGGCUACUGUUUUCAACAACCAAUUCGAUAGUUUAAAAAAUGUAGCUUUACAUUUAAAAGAAGAUCAAGACUGGUUUCCAUCAAGUGACAAAAUAUGGAAUUUUACGAAAUUUUGUUGUCCUCAAUGUGUUAAAGUUAUUAUAGUUGGUCAAGAUCCAACUUCUGAGGCCACUGGUGUGGCAUUCAGCAGUGAAGGAAAAAUUUAUAAUUCUACAAGAAAUAUAUUAAAAGAAGUUAAAAGCGAUAUAGGUGAAGAAAAUCUCAGAAAAUUUAAAGAAGAUUAUGGAAAUCUAGAAUACUGGGCUAGGCAAGGAGUGCUUCUUCUAAAUUCAGCUCUCACAAAACAUAUUGGCAACAAUUCCCAUCUCAAAAUAGGUUGGAAAGAUAUUACUGGGGAAUUGAUUAAGCAAUUACACGUCAAUAACGAGAAAUUGGUAUGUAUGUUUUGGGGACAGAGCGCCAAAAACGUAAUUAACUUAUGCAACGUCCUAACUACAGGACAUCCAUCUAGAAACCCAAAGAAAAAUUUUUUCGGAUGUAAGCAUUUUUCACAAGCUAAUAAAUGGCUAAAAGAUCAUGAUCUUGAUGAAAUAGAUUGGUGCCCUGUUAAAAAAUCAGGUCCCGUUCCAAAUACAUGUGCGCACUUAAUUGUUGAUUCAAGUGAAAUUGAAAAUUUGGUUCAAAACAAAUUGAGCAAGUUGAGCAUAAGUGAAUAAAAUAAGGGUGAAUAAUUUAAGUGGAAUUGUAUCUUUAUGCUUAUUGAAUGUUUUAUUUAUUUUUGUGUACGAUAGUUAUAUGCAUUACCGUAUAUUAAAUCUGCUGCAUUAGU